UUUUGCAGGAUGCAUAGAGACAAACAUACACAUAAAAUCCAACUUCCCACACCUUGCCCUUUUUGGCAGACAGGCAAUGAUAAGAGGUUUGAAUGUCCUCUUCUCUCUGGACCAAAGUAUCUCUUCCAUCCACACCAUAUGUGGGAUACCUGCCCCCAGCCACAUGAAGCCUCUAAGCCCAGUGGCGGCCCUGCUGUCUCAAUGACGAUCAACAGAUCUUUGGGUGCUUACCCUUCCACCACAAUUGUCAACCCUACAAUUGUCCUUCUGCAGCACAACAGAGAGCAGCAAAAAAGGCUUAAUAGCCUUGCAGAUUCAGUGCCUGAUCCACCAGUCGCUGAUAAAGUAGAUGGUAUAUCUGUUCAACAAAAAUUAAAUCCAACCACAGAAGAUGCAGUAGAGAAACAGAAGAGAAUUGUCAAUAAUUCUCAGCAUAUGGCUGAUGAUUCUUUGGAUUCCAUAGGCAUUCCACUAAGAAAUUCAGAGCGAUCCAAGGACUGGUACAAGAUAAUGUUCAAACAAAUCCACAGAUUGGCAAAAGAUGAAGAUUCUGAUUCAUAUUUUCCACAGGACUCCUUUGGCAAAGAAGUAACAGCACAAACUUCAGUGCCCCGUUCCAAGAGUGAGAAUGAUACUAUCAGCACAGACAAGACAAUGAAGAGAUCGUUCACUUUGCCGCUGCCCGCUCGUUCUUCAUCUCUUAAAUCGAACUCUGAGAGGAAUGAUUGGGAGCCUCCAGACAAAAAAAUAGACUCGAGGAAGCACUGGGCCGAACCUAAAAGCAUUUAUGAAUAUCGUCCAGGGAUGUCCUCAGUUCUGGACAGUGAAAGAUUGGUAAUGCCUCGGGAUAUAAGCCCAGAAGAGAUAGAUUUAAAGAAUGAGCCUUGGUAUAAAUUCUUUUCGGAAUUGGAGUUUGGGAAACCGGUUGAUCCAGGAAAAAACCACUGCCUCUAUCAUACUGAAUUAGAUGCAGAUAUAGACAAAAUGGAGAAGCUUUAUAAAGCCCCAGAUCAAAAGCAACUGAAGAAUGCAGCAAGCUCCCCUCCACAGGAAACUCUUUCAGAGCAUUUGCCUCACUACCAUCCUGUAAAGAAAGAGUUGGAAUCAGAAUUUAGUCAUUUCACUGAGCUGGGAAAUGAAAGGCAGAUUUAUAAAAGUGUUUUGGACGGAGGAGAUAUCCCUUUGAAAGGGCUGAGUGGCUUGAAGCGUCCAUCCAGUUCAGCAUCCACAAAAGAUUCAGAAUCACCAAGACAUUUUGCAACACUUGAUUAUGUAGAGAGUCCUGAAGAAAAUUUCCAAAGGCGCAGCAGUGAUAAAGAGAAACUUUUAGAGGACCAGAGACGGCUUAAACGUGAGCAAGAAGAGGCUGAUAUUGCAGCCAGAAGGCACACUGGGGUCAUCCCUACGCACCAUCAGUUUAUCACUAAUGAGCGCUUUGGGGACCUUCUAAUUAGAGACGAUACAAUCAAAAGGAAAUCUGGGUCAGAGAUGAGAGCUGCCAGAGUGAAGUUUGACUUUAAAGCCCAGACAUUAAAGGAACUCCCGUUACAGAAAGGCGAUGUUGUUUACAUUUAUAAGGAGGUGGAUCAGAAUUGGUACGAAGGCGAACACCAUGGACGAGUGGGUAUCUUCCCACAAUGUUACAUAGAGUUACUUAACCCAACAGAAAAAAUCCAAACUAAAAAGACUUCACCACUGCAAAUCUUGGAAUACGGAAAUGCAGUUGCCAAAUUCAGUUUCACUGGAGAUACCGCUGUGGAAAUGUCCUUCAGGAAGGGAGAAAGAAUCACACUGAUUCGACAGGUAGAUGAGAACUGGUAUGAAGGGAAAAUCCUUGGCACCGUUCGCCAAGGCAUCUUCCCUGGCUCUUAUGUGGACGUAGUUAAGCAACCAGUGCUGAAAGAUACAUCAGGCUAUGCCUACCGACCGCCAAAUUGCAGCCUGACUUCUCCACAGCCUUCACUGAGGCCAGGACCCGAACUCACAGAAUCGGAAAAGAACUAUGUGCAACCUCAAAUCUUGCCAUUAGAAACUGGCCUGGACCGGAAUCACGCCACACGAGAAAUGCUUACCUAUCGAGCACUUUACAGCUACGCCCCGCAGAACGAUGAUGAGCUGGAGUUAAGAGAUGGAGAUGUCAUAGAUGUGAUGGAAAAGUGUGAUGAUGGCUGGUUUGUUGGCACAUCAAGGAGAACCCAACAGUUUGGGACUUUCCCAGGAAACUAUGUGAAACUGCUCUCCUUCUAGAAGCAAUGGGCAACCGCUUUGUUUCACCCCGGAGGAGGACCUGAGUGUGAUCCUUUUUAAAACAAUCCUUGGGAAAGAGAAGUUUUUGAACGGGAGUAGUCAAGACAAUAGGAGCGUGCACACGGAACGUGGUGAAAUGCUGGAGAUAGGCUGCAAAGUUCCUGCUUCCUUUGAGCGUGUAUGGAGGAGAGGAGACAGGAUGAUGAGCCGUUAUACUCUGCUGUGUUUGUUUCUGUUUUUAUUCAGCUACGGGAAAAUAACAGAAGGAAACAAAACAGGGUUUCUGUUGGCAAAGGAAGAAAAGGAGGGAGAUUGCCCGGAGCAGAGGGUGUAGACUGCUUAAACAUCCUGCAGCUUUUGUUUGCUGUUUAUAGGAAAGGCCAAGUUGUCACCAUUCAUGGAGCUCUUCUUCUCCCAAGGCCAUAAACCCCAGAAGGAAUUGUAGAGGUCUGACCACAUUGUUCUAGUGGUUGACAGAUUCCAGACCGUACGGCUAGAAUAAAGGAAGAUGGAAUAGAUGGCUCCACCAUAGUCUAUUUGGAUUUAUUCUGCAAAAUAUUCCUGAAUGUGCCUUUCUAGAACUGAUAAUAUAAGUAAUUUCUGGCUGCAUCUUUUUUUUUUUAAAUAAAACUAGAAAUUUGGUCAAACUUAUACUGUGCACACUUGUUUGGAAGUAAACCCCAUUGAAUGGAUUGACAGUUUCCCAUUGCUGGACUUUAUUUCCGUUUUUUUUUAAUAGUCAUUUUGAUUGCGAUUUGCAUCACGAUACACUAAAAUAAACAUUGCUUCUGCUGUGUGUUUUUUUUUAUAGUCAAUAGCAAGAGAUUCACAUUCAGCAUACUUUCUUUCUCUUACGCAUUAGUCUGCGGAACAGGCAUGUUUAGUUUUCUUCAUCCCGAGAUCAGCCAAAAACAUCAACUGAAGUGCUUUAAUAACAUGAUUGUAGAUAUGUAUAUUCCCCUUUGUAAAAACAUAUAAGUCCUAUAUUGCAAAUUGAAAUAUAAAAAGGAGUCUUUUAAAACGUUUUGAGGAGGACGCUUCCGUUUUAUUUAUUAUCACACUGAAUAAAUUAGUGCUUGUGCUACAAAAUGCUGUUUUUCAUCAGAGUUAGCAUCCUUGCUUCAAUUGCACUAAAAUUGGCUUAGUGUGCUAAGCAGCUUUGUGCUCAAAGUUUUUAGAACGCCAUCCAUUUCUAGCCUUGAAGCAGCUGGUUGAGGCUGAGAUCACUUGGGGUGUUUGAGACCACUCAGCCUGGCUGCGGUGGGAAGGUUGUCAGUUCCCAAAAUACAUAUAGAUGGCAUGGCUAAUCACAAAACACCCCUUUACUAUAAGGUGAACAAGAGCGUCAAGAGUUGCCAACCAUCCUAGUAGGGUGCAAGGACAUUGUUCUAGAUCAAAAUUCCUAUUUAUUUUAUUUAGUAAUAUAUUAAAAAAAAAAAAGAGGCGUAGUCUACCCUGUUUUAAGGGACAUUUGAAUAUUUUUAUUUUAGGAUUGGCAGUCAAGUUACAGAACUGAAUCAUUUUAUUUUGCAAAUAUUUUAACAGUAUUGGUAAGCAUGUAACUAUCACGAUAGCAUUUUAAUUAUAUUUAUAUUUCUGCAGACAUAGUUCUAAGCAAGAAGUUAUUGUCUGUUUGUUUUAUUUUACAGAGGAUUAUUUACAGUUAACAAAUGGAAAUGUUGAAAGCAUGUUUCUUUGUGUAAAAUAUUAAAUA
Messenger RNA from Protobothrops mucrosquamatus (brown spotted pit viper), 3961 nucleotides. RefSeq names its product sorbin and SH3 domain-containing protein 1. Gene Ontology annotation, cellular component: nucleus; cell-substrate junction; cytoplasm. Lineage: Eukaryota; Metazoa; Chordata; Lepidosauria; Squamata; Viperidae. The record is from RefSeq and is a predicted model, not a curated record. Gene Ontology annotation, biological process: cell-substrate adhesion. Gene Ontology annotation, molecular function: protein binding. The transcript has 22 exons. Bases 10 to 2247 code for a protein of 745 amino acids.